AUGGCCACACCAACAGUAGACCCAGAGCUGCAACCAAUCUGGAGUGAAGCCCUAGACAUCGGCACACCCAGCGACGUGAAUGCCCUCCGCGCCAUAUACACAUCCAUCUUCCGGCCGGAGACCAUCCCUCCCCCAGCAGCCGGCUCCAUCCAGCUACCCUCCCACACCGUCACAUCCGCCGACGGCACCCCGAUACAAGUCCUUCACUUCAGCCUGGAGCCCUCCUCAGCGGCAUCGGAAGCAACGACGCAACCACCAGCCCGCGCCGUCGUCUUCACCUUCGGCGGCGGCCUCGUCAUGGGCGACGCCCCCUCAAACACCACCUACGCCGGAAACAUGGCCGUCCAGACGCGCAGCCAGGUGUUCGUGCCCGCGUACCGGCUCGCACCCGAACACCCCGCCCCUGCGGCGCUGGAAGACGUCUACGCGACGCUGCGCUGGGUGCAGACGCACGCCGCGGACCUGGGCGUCGACCCGGCGCGCGUCGUCCUGUUCGGCAUCAGCGCCGGCGGCGGCAUCACAGCCGGCGUGUCCCUGAUGGCGCGCGACAGACGCAGCAGCAGCAGCAGCAGCGGUAGUGGUAGUUCAGAAGCAGAGCUCCCGCUGCCCGCCGGCGUGGCGCUGCGCUACCCGAUGCUAGACGACCGCACGACCGGGUCGCCCGACGAUCCGUCGCGGCGGUACCACGUGUGGAGCAGCUUGGCCAACGAGCUGGCCUGGACGGCGUACGCGGGCGGAAAGACGAGGGCGGAGAGGACGGAUGAAAACAUGUCCGUGUACGCGGCGCCGGGGCGGGCGGGGCUGGAUAGGCUGCGCGGCCUGCCGCCGACGUUUGUGGACGUCCCGGAGCUGGAUCUGUUCCGCGGCGAGGUCAUUACGUUCGCGGGAGCGCUCGCCCGGGCCGGAGUCGAGGUCGAGUUCCACCACUACCUCGGGUUGCCGCAUGGAGUCGAGGUAAUGGCGCCGGGGAUAAGCAAGGUUCUUGCCAUGAAUGAGAAUUUGUACCGUUUUAUACACCCUGGCGCCCUUGACGGCCUGAUCAUCCAAGAUCUUGGCGUACACCCUGCCAAACUCGGACGAAGGCACCGCGUCGUGCUCGGCGGCCUUGUGGUCGACCAACACCAGGAAGGCGAGGUAGACCUCGACGAAGCGCACGUUCGUGUCUGCGUUCUCUCGGCUGGCCGCCGUGGCCAUGGAAAAGAGCGGACCUUGGGUCAUGGCCGGCAGCGGGAAGAUGGCCAGGUCGCCCUGAGCCCCCGUGCAGAUGGUCCAGGUGCUGUUUGGGUGGUUCUGCUCCACCAGGUAGCCGAUGGUGUCGCGCUCUCCGGCCCGGACCCGAUCCACCACACCCUUGAUGCCCGUACCCGAUGUGACGUCGGCCACGACCGUGGUGAUGUUCUCGGCGGAUCCGAUGGCCUUGAUGAGCUUGUCAGCCGAGGCUUGGCUGCGAACCACGGCUAG
Pyricularia grisea is the source of this 1461-nucleotide messenger RNA. RefSeq lists its product as uncharacterized. The record is from RefSeq and is a predicted model, not a curated record. Lineage: Eukaryota; Fungi; Ascomycota; Sordariomycetes; Magnaporthales; Pyriculariaceae. The coding region runs from base 1 to 1461 and encodes 486 amino acids. The transcript is spliced from 3 exons. Gene Ontology annotation, molecular function: hydrolase activity.